AUGAAAGCCAGUCGGGUAUUUGAAAGGAUGUUAGAAAAUUCCAUCAAAUCAAUGGGCCUUGAGAGGGAACUGGGCCUGCAAGGCAGCGCCAGAGUCCGCGGCCCACAGAGAGACAAGCAACCGGAUUGCUCUAAUAGUCCACGCACCCUGCCAGCUGGUAGAACGACUCAAUCGCCAAGCAUGGUUGUGGAGGUUGCAGAUUCAGAGGGCCAGAGUCAGGUUGAUGCCGAUGCGCGUUGGUGGCUGGAAAAUUUAGAUGGAGAUGUGAAGAUUGCGCUGACUAUUCCAAUUCAGAAUGGCGACAAGAGGGAUUGCCAUCUGAAGGUGGGAGGCCGUCGAUCACCCGACCAGAACAGACCCGCAUAG
This is a messenger RNA of Blastomyces dermatitidis ER-3, 366 nucleotides long. RefSeq lists its product as uncharacterized. Bases 1 to 366 code for a protein of 121 amino acids. The record is from RefSeq and is a predicted model, not a curated record. The transcript has a single exon. Lineage: Eukaryota; Fungi; Ascomycota; Eurotiomycetes; Onygenales; Ajellomycetaceae.